Messenger RNA from Drosophila eugracilis, 1109 nucleotides. RefSeq names its product protein late bloomer. Gene Ontology annotation, cellular component: membrane. Bases 209 to 862 code for a protein of 217 amino acids. The transcript has 5 exons. NCBI's taxonomy places the organism in Eukaryota, Metazoa, Arthropoda, Insecta, Diptera, Drosophilidae. The record is from RefSeq and is a predicted model, not a curated record.
UUCUCUGGGAACUCAGUUUGCUUGUGACCGCGGAGGUAGAAGUCUGCACUCUUUAGCUGAUUUUGUCUGUUGCCGCCGCCCUAAACUCGAAAUUUUAAAAAGUUGCCGCAACUCAGAUAGCUGCCGCACGUGUUGCUUUCCUCCUCGAUUGCAUUCUCGCUGAACUCUGAAGUUUAAAGUUCUUAAAUAAAUAAAAAAAAUAAAAAAAAUGGGUUGCGCAACAGGCUCUAUAAAGUACUCGCUGUUCCUUUUCAAUGCCUUAUGGGCGAUAAUUGGCAUCCUCGUCCUUAUUCUUGGCGGCCUCGGCUGGGGAGCUAUUCCGGAGGCGUAUGCCAUAGGCACCCUGGUCUUGGGUGGAACUAUUCUGGUGACAUCCCUGUUCGGAUGCUGCGGAGCUGUUCGUGAAUCACCGAGGAUUCUGUGGACUUAUGUGUCACUCCUACUAGUUUUGCUACUGCUCAUCGUGGCUUAUAUCAUCCUGAAUCCUACAGGCGUGUUCAAGAACUAUGCUCUCCAACUGGUAGAGAAAAAUUGGGAGCUGGAGCAGACCCAGCCUGGCAGUAUGGAUUUAACUCAAAGCACCUACCACUGCUGUGGACGCGAGAGUGCCCAGGACUACUUAAACAUCAAGUACUGGAACAACACAGUGCCCAACAGCUGUUGCAAGGAAAACAGUUGCGUGAAUCCCCUGAAUCUCUACGUACAGGGCUGCCUUGCCAGAGUGGAGGAGUCCUUCUCGGAUGAGGAGACCACAUUGAGCUAUUUGAAGUGGAGUUUGUUUGGCUUCAAUGCUGCCAUUCUCUUGCUGGCCUUCCUCUUGGCCGUUCACUACACGAAUCGCCAAAGACGAUACAACUAUUAGUUAAAAAUUAAAUUAAUAAGAGAUAAGUCACCUCAGUUUCUCAUUUUUAUACGUCACCAAUGUACCUUUUCUUGGAUCCACUUAAUACAGCUUCACUUGCCAAGCAACCGAAGAUGCCUUAAAUAUACACGAAAAGUCGUACGUGUUCUAAUUUAAUUUUACUUAAUCCGUGUAUUUUUGAAAUAUUAUAUAUGUAUGUAGUUGUGAAAGAAAUGAAAGCCAAAUAUAAGCAAAAUGUAACUAAAAA